CUUUUGUCGUUUCAGUUUGGUGGCCCUGUCUAAAUAAUAUACUUUAGUUUCUCUUUCGGGAUUCUUCGUCCUCCUCCACUUACAUACUUUCUUUUGGUCCAUGCUUGCUUAGAAAAAGGUAAUUCUUUUCCUAUAAGUUUCACUGUUUUAUGUUAAUACAACGUUAUCAGCAACCCCUCUCAAGCUAGAAGACUGUUUUCUGGGUAUCAUGAAAAGUCGCUCUGUUUUCGUGUUGCCAUGAGAAAUGAGGAAUUGCUUGCUUCUGUUUGAUUUUCUUUUUUCACAGAGAGGUAAAGAAAGUUUUAAAAGUUAAAUUGGAGGAAGUUUCAGUUCUGUUUUGAAGAUAUUAAAGUUAAAAUGGCAUAUCAAAGAAGGGGAUCUGAUGCUCAGCCUCAAAGGCGAAUCUUGCGGACUCAGACCGUUGGUAAUUUGGGGGAGUCGAUGAUGGACAGUGAGGUGGUCCCUUCGUCUCUCGUCGAGAUUGCACCAAUUCUCCGUGUCGCCAAUGAAGUUGAGCCCAUUAAUCCCAGAGUUGCUUACCUUUGUCGGUUCUAUGCUUUCGAGAAAGCUCACCGUCUAGAUCCAACAUCUAGUGGACGUGGAGUCCGUCAAUUCAAAACUGCACUGCUUCAACGCCUUGAAAAGGAAAACGUGACAACUUUGAACGCAAGAAAAGGGAGUGAUGCUCGUGAAAUGAAGAAUUUUUAUCAGCAUUAUUACAAGAAGUAUAUUGAGGCUUUGCAGUAUGCUGCUGAUAAAGCGGAUCGUGCCCGACUGACGAAAGCAUAUCAAACAGCUGCUGUGCUAUUUGAGGUCUUAAAGGCUGUUAAUUUGACGGAAUCGAUUGAAGUGGAUGAUGAGAUCUUGGAGAAACACACUAAGGUUGAGGAAAAGGCUAAGAUAUUAGUCCCGUAUAAUAUACUUCCAUUAGACCCAGAAAGUUCACAUCAAGCAAUCAUGAGAUAUCCCGAGAUUCGAGCUUCUGUUGCUGCCCUUCGGAAUACAAGAGGUCUUCCAUGGCCAAAGGGACAUACUAAAAAAGUAGAUGAAGAUAUUUUAGACUGGCUCCAGGCUAUGUUUGGUUUUCAGAAGGAUAAUGUGGCAAAUCAACGGGAGCACUUAAUUCUAUUGCUAGCAAAUGUGCACGUUCGACAAUUUUUUCCUAGACCUGAUCAACAGCCCAAGUUGGAAGAUCGGGCACUUACAGAAGUCAUGAAGAAACUUUUCAAGAACUAUAAAAAAUGGUGCAAGUAUCUUGGUCGUAAGAGUAGCCUUUGGAUGCCAACCAUCCAACAGGAAAUGCAGCAACGGAAAUUGUUAUACAUGGGUCUAUAUCUUCUUAUCUGGGGGGAAGCUGCAAACUUAAGAUUUAUGCCAGAAUGCCUCUGUUAUAUUUAUCAUCAUAUGGCAUUUGAACUUUACGGUAUGCUGGCUGGAAGUGUGAGCCCCAUGACUGGUGAGCAUAUCAAGCCUGCCUAUGGUGGUGAAAAUGAGGCUUUCUUGAGGAAAGUUGUGACUCCAAUCUAUGACACUGUAGCUAAGGAAGCUAGAAGGAUCAAAGAGAAAUCCAAACAUUCUCAGUGGAGAAACUAUGAUGAUCUAAAUGAAUACUUCUGGUCAGUUAAUUGCUUCAAACUAGGUUGGCCAAUGCGUGCUGAUGCUGAUUUCUUCCGUCUUCCUAUCGGACAGCUCCGGGCAGAAAAAAGUGAGAACCAGGAAUCAUUAAAAGGAGACCGAUGGAUAGGCAAAAUCAACUUUGUUGAGAUACGCUCAUUUUGGCACAUUUUUAGAAGUUUUGAUAGAAUGUGGAGUUUUUUUAUCUUGUGCUUACAGGCUAUGAUUAUAAUUGCUUGGAAUGGAUCUGGUGAUAUAGGCACUGUAUUUGCGGGAGAUGUGUUCAAGAAAGUCUUGAGCAUUUUCAUAACAGCUGCAAUACUAAAACUUGCUCAAGCUGUUCUCGAUAUCAUUAUGAGCUGGAAAGCAAGGCUGAACAUGUCUUUACAUGUAAAGCUAAGAUAUAUACUGAAGGUUGUUUCUGCAACGGUCUGGGUGAUUGUGUUGCCGGUAACAUAUGCUUAUAGCUGGAAAAAUCCUUCAGGAUUUGCGCAGGCCAUUAAAAACUGGUUUGGCAAUGGUGACGGUUCACCUUCGUUGUUCAUCAUAGCAGUUUUAAUUUACCUGUCUCCUAACAUGCUCUCCGCAUUGUUAUUUUUGUUCCCAUUUAUCCGACGGUCCCUUGAAAGGUCGGAUUACAAAAUUGUGAGGUUCAUGAUGUGGUGGUCCCAGCCUCGGCUUUAUGUUGGGAGGGGCAUGCAAGAGAGCUCCUUCUCUGUUUUUAAAUACACUUUAUUCUGGGUCCUCCUAUUGGCAGCAAAGUUGGCAUUUAGUUACUAUGUUGAGAUAAAGCCUCUUGUAGGUCCUACAAAAGAAAUUAUGAAUGUUCAUAUAUCAAAUUACCAAUGGCACGAGUUCUUUCCUCGAGCAAGAAACAACAUUGGAGUAGUGAUUGCUCUUUGGGCCCCUGUGAUCAUUGUCUAUUUCAUGGACACUCAGAUUUGGUACGCUAUUUUCUCCACAAUAUUUGGAGGUAUAUAUGGAGCAUUUCGUCGUCUUGGAGAGAUUAGGACAUUGGGAAUGCUCAGGUCUCGGUUUCAAUCAUUACCAGGUGCUUUAAGUGACUGCCUGAUCCCAGCAGAUAAAGAUAAAGAGCCUAAGAAGGGACUGAAGGCUACAUUCUCCCGCAAAUUUGCCGCGAUCCAAUCUAAUAAAGACGAGGAAGCAGCUAGGUUUGCUCAGAUGUGGAACAAAAUAAUCGAAAGUUUUAGAGAGGAGGAUCUGAUAAAUUUUAGGGAAAUGAACCUGCUACUUGUGCCAUAUCAUGCUGACCCUGAGUUGGACCUUAUCCAGUGGCCUCCCUUUUUACUAGCUAACAAGCUUCCUGUAGCUUUGGACAUGGCUAAAGAUAGCACUGGGAGAGCUCGUGAGCUGAAUAAAAGAUUGAAUUCUGAUAUAUAUAUGCGCUGUGCCAUUCGCGAGUGCUAUGCUUCAUGUAAAAACAUCAUUAACACUUUGGUUUUGGGAGACCGUGAGAAGCGCAUUAUUGAUGAAAUUUUUUCCAAAGUUGAUCAUCACAUAGAGCAGGGUGAUCUGAUACAAGAAUUUAAUAUGAGCAAUCUUCCUAGCCUCUAUGACAACUUUGUGCAGCUCAUAGAGUAUCUGAAAGAAAAUAAGCUGGAUGACAAGGAUCAAAUAGUAAUUGUCUUGCUCAACAUGCUAGAGAUUGUAAUCAGGGACAUAAUGGACGACACUGUUCCUAGCUUGCUAGAUUCCAGUCAUGGUGGGUCCUAUGGAAUGCAUCAGGGGAUGACUCCUCUUGAUCAACAAGUUCAGUACUUUGGGACGCUAAAGUUUCCAAUUACAGAAGAUACGGACGCAUGGAAAGAGAAAAUUGGACGGAUUCAUUUACUGCUUACAGUGAAGGAGUCGGCCAUGGACGUGCCAUCCAAUUUAGAAGCCAGGAGGCGCAUUUCAUUCUUCUCAAAUUCGUUGUUUAUGGACAUGCCUGCUGCUCCUAAAGUUCGCAAUAUGCUGUCCUUCUCCAUCUUAACUCCAUACUACGAUGAGGAAGUUCUCUUCUCCAUUAAUUUGCUGGAUAAGCCAAACGAAGAUGGUGUUUCCAUACUUUUUUAUUUGCAAAAAAUCUUCCCAGAUGAAUGGGAGAAUUUUCUGGAACGCGUUGGUUGCAGAAGCGAAGAAGAUCUUAAGUCAGACCCAAGACUAGAAGAAGAACUUCGUCUGUGGGCAUCAUACAGAGGCCAGACAUUGACCAAAACUGUACGAGGAAUGAUGUACUAUAGGCAAGCUUUGGAACUUCAGGCUUUUCUUGAUAUGGCAAAGUGGGAAGAUUUAAUGAAAGGUUAUAAGGCUGCUGAAUUGAAUACUGAGGAAGACAGAAAUGAAAGGUCACUAAUGGCACAAUGUCAAGCAGUGGCGGACAUGAAGUUCACAUAUGUGGUGUCAUGCCAACAGUAUGGGAUUCAAAAAAGAUCUGGUGAUUAUCGUGCCACAGACAUUUUGAGACUCAUGACAAAGUAUCCUUCUGUGCGUGUAGCUUACAUUGAUGAGCUUGAAGAAACGAGUAAGGAUGGAAUUGAUAAGAAGGUUGAGAAGGUUUAUUAUUCAGCCCUUGUGAAGGCUGUACCAAAAUCUGUUGACUCCUCUGAUCCAGAUCAAAAGUUGGACCAGGUUAUUUAUCGUAUAAAGCUUCCAGGGCCGGCCAUGUUAGGUGAGGGCAAACCAGAAAACCAAAACCAUGCCAUAAUCUUCACACGUGGGGAAGGCUUGCAAACAAUAGAUAUGAACCAGGACAACUACAUGGAAGAAGCCUUCAAAAUGAGGAACUUGUUGCAAGAGUUUCUUAAGACACAUGGUGUGAGGAAGCCAACAAUUCUUGGACUUAGAGAGCACAUAUUUACUGGCAGUGUCUCUUCACUUGCUUGGUUCAUGUCAAAUCAGGAGACUAGUUUUGUUACAAUUGGACAAAGAUUGCUGGCCAAUCCAUUGAAGGUUCGUUUCCACUAUGGCCAUCCGGAUGUGUUUGAUAGAUUGUUUCACUUGACAAGAGGUGGUGUCAGCAAAGCUUCUAAAAUUAUCAACUUAAGCGAGGACAUAUUUGCAGGUUUCAAUUCCACACUACGUGGAGGAAAUGUUACUCAUCACGAAUACAUACAAGUGGGUAAAGGGAGGGAUGUGGGCCUCAACCAAAUCUCGCUUUUUGAGGCAAAGAUAGCUUGUGGGAAUGGAGAGCAAACAGUGAGUCGUGAUGUUUAUAGGCUUGGGCACCGUUUUGACUUUUUCCGUAUGCUGUCGUGUUAUUUCACGACAGUGGGCUUCUAUUUUAGUACCUUGCUUACAGUGCUAACGGUAUAUGUGUUUCUAUAUGGUCGUCUGUAUCUGGUUCUCAGUGGACUGGAAAAAGGUUUGAGUAACCAUCCUGCAAUCCGAGACAAUAAGCCUCUUCAAGUUGCUCUUGCUUCACAGUCUUUUGUUCAAAUUGGACUCUUGAUGGCUUUGCCUAUGAUGAUGGAGAUAGGCCUCGAAAGGGGUUUCCGUACUGCACUAACUGAUUUUGUUCUGAUGCAACUACAACUUGCUCCUGUAUUUUUCACUUUUUCUCUUGGAACAAGGACACAUUAUUAUGGUAGAACCUUGCUUCAUGGGGGCGCACAAUAUCGAGGUACAGGUAGAGGCUUUGUUGUGUUUCAUGCAAAGUUUGCUGACAACUAUCGGUUGUACUCCCGGAGCCAUUUUAUCAAGGGAAUUGAACUGAUGAUUUUACUACUUGUAUACCAUAUAUUUGGUACUGCAUAUAAAGGUCUUCUGGCUUAUGUAUUCAUAACUGUAUCAAUAUGGUUCCUGGUGGGUACAUGGCUUUUUGCUCCUUUUCUCUUCAAUCCAUCUGGAUUUGAGUGGCAGAAAAUUGUAGAUGACUGGACGGACUGGAACAAAUGGAUGAAUAAUCGUGGAGGCAUUGGUGUGCCUCCGGAUAAGAGUUGGGAAUCUUGGUGGGAGAAAGAACAAGUACAUCUUAAUUUUUCUGGGAAUCGUGGUGUUAUUUUUGAGAUAUUAUUAUCCGUGCGGUUUUUUCUAUAUCAGUACGGGCUAAUAUAUCACCUAAGCUUCACCAAGAGAAACAAGAGUAUUCUGGUUUAUGGUCUUUCAUGGCUCGUGAUCUUUGCGAUCUUGCUAGUGGUGAAGGCUGUUUCGCUCGGAAGGAAGAGAUUCAGUGCUGAUCUUCAGAUUGUGUUUCGAUUGAUUAAAGGCCUCAUAUUUCUUUCAUUCGUCGCAGUAUUAAUUACCUUAAUAGCUGUACUUGACAUGACAUUCGUGGACAUUAUAGUUUGUAUUCUCGCAUUCAUGCCCACAGGAUGGGGAUUACUUUCGAUUGCACAAGCUCUAAAGCCUUUAGUUGUGCGUGCUGGAAUCUGGGGAUCGGUUCGAACGCUUGCACGUAGUUAUGAAAUCGUGAUUGGAAUGCUAUUAUUCACUCCUGUUGCAUUCUUGGCAUGGUUUCCUUUUGUUUCCGAGUUCCAAACUCGGAUGUUGUUCAACCAAGCAUUUAGCAGAGGUCUACAGAUUUCUCGUAUUCUCGGUGGACCAAAGAAGGAUCGCUCCGCUGGCAACACAUAGUCCUAACAUUCAGGUUAAAAACGCUUGUGGCUGUAUAUACUUAAACAUUGAUGGCUUCUGUUUGUCUCAGCUUGUGAACAUGCAUAUCUAUAGGUUCUUACAUAAAUUAUAAUCACAAAUGAUACUGGUAUUGUAAAUUAUUCAAAUCUGCAUGCUUGCAUGUUUUUGCAGUUUUACGAGUUUCGUUGUAGAUAUGUACUGAUCGUUUUUUAAGAAAGACGAACGGUCCCUUCUAAA
Molecule: messenger RNA, 6426 nt
Organism: Olea europaea var. sylvestris
Lineage: Eukaryota; Viridiplantae; Streptophyta; Magnoliopsida; Lamiales; Oleaceae
Product: callose synthase 1-like
Exons: 43
Coding region: 358-6189 (1943 amino acids)
Biological process (GO): (1->3)-beta-D-glucan biosynthetic process
Cellular component (GO): 1,3-beta-D-glucan synthase complex; plasma membrane
Molecular function (GO): 1,3-beta-D-glucan synthase activity
Source: RefSeq, a predicted model, not a curated record